Molecule: messenger RNA, 4638 nt
Organism: Elgaria multicarinata webbii
Lineage: Eukaryota; Metazoa; Chordata; Lepidosauria; Squamata; Anguidae
Gene: FZR1
Product: fizzy and cell division cycle 20 related 1
Exons: 14
Coding region: 130-1611 (493 amino acids)
Biological process (GO): positive regulation of ubiquitin protein ligase activity; anaphase-promoting complex-dependent catabolic process; positive regulation of anaphase-promoting complex-dependent catabolic process
Cellular component (GO): anaphase-promoting complex
Molecular function (GO): protein binding; ubiquitin ligase activator activity; anaphase-promoting complex binding
Source: RefSeq, a predicted model, not a curated record
GGGGCGCAAGGCGGGCGCCAUAUUGGAUGGGUCUCGCUGCGGCAGCACGCUGGUUACACCCUGGUCUCUGAAGAGAAGGUCCUGAGACUUGUAAGACACCUUGGGUUUUCCUACCCCUGCUUAUCCGCCAUGGAUCAAGAUUACGAAAGGCGCCUUCUCCGCCAGAUCAAUAUACAGAAUGAAAACAUGAUGCCUUCCGUUGCAGACAUGAGGAGAACUCUGACGCCUUCGAACUCCCCUGUCUCCUCCCCCAGUAAACAUGGCGACAGGUUCAUUCCCUCCCGAGCAGGGGCAAAUUGGAGCAUCAGCUUCCACAGGAUAAAUGAAAAUGAAAAGUCUCCAAGUCAAAACAGAAAAGCAAAAGAUGCCACCUCGGACAAUGGAAAAGAUGGACUAGCUUAUUCAGCCUUGCUAAAAAACGAGCUCUUGGGAGCUGGAAUUGAGAAAGUGCAAGACCCCCAGACAGAAGACAGGAGGCUGCAGCCCUCCACGCCCGAGAAGAAGAGCCUCUUCACAUACUCCCUCACUACGAAACGGUCCAGCCCAGAUGACGGCAACGAGGUCUCUCCAUAUUCUCUCUCCCCAGUCAGUAACAAAAGCCAAAAGUUGCUACGAUCCCCUCGAAAGCCAACGAGGAAGAUCUCGAAGAUCCCCUUUAAAGUUCUGGAUGCCCCAGAACUGCAGGACGACUUUUACUUGAAUCUGGUGGACUGGUCGUCUCUCAAUGUCCUCAGUGUUGGCCUUGGAACCUGCGUCUACCUCUGGAGUGCCUGCACCAGCCAGGUGACUCGGCUCUGUGACCUUUCUGUCGAAGGCGAUUCCGUUACCUCCGUGGGAUGGUCGGAACGGGGUAAUUUGGUUGCGGUCGGGACCCACAAAGGUUUUGUACAGAUUUGGGAUGCCGCAGCAGGAAAGAAGCUGUCUAUGCUGGAGGGUCAUACGGCUAGAGUGGGUGCUCUGGCAUGGAAUGCAGACCAGCUAUCUUCUGGCAGUCGGGACCGGAUGAUCCUCCAGAGAGACAUCCGAACUCCUCCCUUGCAGUCUGAGCGGCGUCUCCAAGGUCACCGGCAGGAAGUGUGUGGGCUGAAAUGGUCGACAGACCACCAGCUCCUGGCAUCUGGCGGGAACGACAACAAGCUCCUCGUCUGGAAUCACUCCAGCCUCAGCCCCGUCCAACAAUACACGGAGCACCUGGCGGCAGUCAAAGCCAUCGCUUGGUCCCCCCACCAGCACGGGCUGCUGGCCUCAGGGGGCGGGACGGCGGACCGCUGCAUACGUUUCUGGAACACGUUAACCGGGCAGCCCCUGCAGUGCAUUGACACUGGGUCGCAGGUGUGCAACCUGGCCUGGUCGAAGCAUGCCAACGAGCUGGUGAGCACGCACGGAUACUCACAGAACCAGAUCCUGGUCUGGAAAUACCCAUCCUUGACUCAGGUGGCAAAACUCACCGGGCAUUCGUACAGAGUCCUCUACCUGGCAAUGUCACCUGACGGGGAGGCCAUUGUAACCGGAGCAGGGGAUGAGACGCUGAGGUUUUGGAAUGUCUUCAGCAAAACUCGCUCCACCAAGGAGUCUGUCUCAGUCCUUAACCUCUUCACCCGGAUACGGUAAAACCCGCCACGAGGCUGCGUUUUGGGUUCGAGAACCACUAACCUCCGUGCAUGGAACUUGAGGCUAUGAUUUGGGGAACUGGGGUGGGCGAAUGGGGGCACUACAUGUCAAUCUGUUCAGAGGAGUCUCAGAGAUCCUUAUUAAAUAUCCAAGUAUGAAUGCUACUGGACAUUAUUUAGGGAGUGGGGUGGGUGGGAUGGAAGCUGCCAAACGGUUCUACUCUCGUCCGUCAGGCCAGGGAACAAGGGGUGAGGGGAGGUUUUCAACGAGAGGAAAGUGUCUGAUAUUAUAUUUGUGUGUGUGUGUGUGUGUGUGUGUGAGAGAGAGAGAGAGAGAGAGAGAGAGAGAGAAGGGGGGAGUGUCUAUAUGUUUGAGUGUAUGCAUACUGGGUCAGUAAAAAUGACAGUACUGGAUUGUUUCAGUCCAUGAAGAGGAGGGAGAAGAAGAAAAAAAUAUAUACAAUGUAGAAAUGUCGCUUGUGUGAAUAAGCCAGAGCUGACUGAGACAUUGGUGUUCUGCUAAUACUUUCCCUCUUUGACUCCAAGCACAGCUUGACUGGGGCGUCGAUAACCUCCUUGUAGCAGCAAGAGCAAAAGAAUUAUUUUAUUUAAGCCUGCACUCCCCAACCUGGUGCCCUCUAGUUAUGUCGGAUAUCAUUGCCAGCCAGGAGGCCCAUCGGGCAUGGUGGGUGGGGAUUAUGGAAGCUGUCAUCCGACACAUCUGGAGGACGCUGGGUCGGGUGUGUGUGUGUGUGACUGAUUUAAUUCUUCGGCCUUUGUGGGGAAGUGGAGCAGAAAUGAAGGAAGCUUCUUGUCCUCAGACAGUUAGGCAUUUAAGAUUUUUGUGCUGGGCCUGCUCGUGGGGAAAGUCCUGUUAAUUUGGGUGGGAUUUCCUUCUAAGUCAGUGAGGGUCACAGACAGGAAAAGUUUUUUUUUAAAAAAAGGAGAGCUACACCCUCCCCUGCCUCCAGGAGUCAAGCGCCCUGGCAAACUAUGGUUUGUCCAAACUAAGAAGCCUGGGAUAAAAUUGAGAGUAUAGGGAGGGAUACUCAGUUUUGCUGGCCAAGCAAUGGUUCAGCCCUUAUGAGCCGUGUAUUUUCAUUCUUGGUGUGUUUGGUCUUGGAAAAGGGGGGUGUAACGAAUGGCUACAGAAGGUCUUCUUUCAUUUAAAGAGCUUUAGUUAGAUCCAGAGUGGAUUUUUUUUUAAAGUUCUUUUUUAUUUUGCGGAAGAGGAUAGAGUGCACCCUGUUCUGUUGAACGCCAUGUGAAUGAGAGAGAAAGAGAGUGAGAGAGAGAGAGAGAAUAAAGCACUUACGUUCUGUGUGUUGCUUUUACAAUUUAAGCGCUCUUUCUGCAGCCAAUCUCAGUCUGAUUUGUAUGCAAAUGGUCGCCCCAGCUGUAUGCUUUUUUGCUUUGUGUGUGUGUGUGUGUGUGUGUGUGUUGCUGUUGUCUUGGGAAUAGACCAAGACAACCUUAUGGCUCUUUACAGGCAUGUGGGAAUAGACCUUUUGUCUUGUGGUGCAUUGGGUGCGGGCUAGCCUUCCCCAACCUAUUGUCCUCCAGAUCUUUUAACUACAUGGCCCAUGCUGGCUGAGGAAAACGGAACUUGUAGCCCAACACAUCUGUAGGACGCCAGGUUGGGAGACGCUGGUGACCAUCUCCCGGUGCUGUUAGGUGAAGGGUAGGCAAUUUGUGGGCCUCUAGAGGUUUUCGCUUACAACUUCCAACAGCCCUAGCCAACAUAGCCAAUGGUGAGGGAAAAUGUGAGUUGUAGGACCAACAUCUGGACUGCCAUUAGUUGCAUAGUCUGUGUAUGCACGUAUUGCACUGAGACGAACACUCUUGGCAGGAAGCACUCCAUAAAACGGAGAUUGUGGCCUUGGAAAUGAUUUUUCCGUUCUCCCCAAGUCCCUUUCUGCUUUUAAAACCCCCAGGUGUUUUCAUCUCAGGGCAGGGGGGACAGUUGGGGGAAUGGCCUUGCCAGGAGCUGCCAGCAGCGUCCGCCUGACGCGAUGCUCAACCAGCACGUUCCAGGAAGAGCCGUCGACUGCCUGCCUCCAAGCCUAAGGAGUCUCUGACCUGGUUCAGAUGUAAUGAUAGCCCAUGGUUUAAACAACCCAUGGGUUAUCAUGCACGAACAGGAGUGUGGCUGAUGCCUCCUGCACGCCUGCCACUUCCGCUUUUAUUCAGUAACCCAUGAUCGACCCUUUGUUAGAUGGUUGUCCGUGACAUGUGAACCCAGACUGGUGGAUUAGUUAGAGGCUAAACAAACCGAUGAACCCAUGUUUUGUUGUUGAGUUAACUGCUGGGUUGUUUCGCCCCUAAACAACCCAUCCAUACAAUUUUGUGCAUCACACUCAACCUACGAAUGGGCUGAUCGUAGCUUGCUGAUUAACACCAGAAGUGGACGGCGCAUUGCAGCAGCCAGCACACACUUUCCUGCCCAUACCUGCCCACGCCCCCCAUGGGUUGUUUAACCCAUGGGCUCACGCGCAAAAGUGCCCUAACGGUGUCUUGCCUCUACUUCCAUUGAGAGUUACCAGCUUGAGAUCGUGUCUCCGGCAAAAGAAAGAAGAAAAGUUAUUUAAAUCGCCCUUUCCUGCUUUGCUGUGGUUGGGGUGUGUGUGUGUGUUUAUAAGGAGGCAGUUGGAGGCCUCCAAAUAAGUAUUCCGUGUGUGUGCGUUGCGUGUGUGUGUGUUUUGUCUCCCCAAUUCUGCUGUGGGUGACAGUACAAGAGCGUGUGUCGAAACAACGAAACAAGGAAGAAGAUGCUGAUGAUGGCGUGACGUUGCAAGUUUGUACUUUCGAUACACCUUACUUUCCGGCCAGAUGUUUAUAAAAAAAAAUCUAAGAAUAUUCGCAUUGUGAUUUCUUUUUUUGUGCAGGGCGGGGAGGUGCGUGUGUGUGUGUGUGUGUGUUUUGUGUGUGUGUGUGUGACAUUCUUCUACACGCAGUGCAUUUUCCAAGGAGGCGGGAGAGGAGAGGAGGGGUAUGAUACGAAAAAAAAAAAACCCUUGCAACUUGAUCU